ACUCCAUCCAAACAAUAGAACUUGGCUACUGCACUGCUUGAGCGAGGGCUGUUAUUUUGCAUUCAUGUUUUACUUUUACUGAUUAUUUCUUUUACAAGGGCUGUCAGUGGGCAUGCUGUGCUUUUCCCGAAAACUCAUGAUUAAAUUAUUUUCUGGCCUUUCUACAUCUAUUUCUGUGCGCAGCAGUCGAUUAGGUUGCUUAGGAUCGCAUGUAUUGAGUUGUCAUAAGUCAUCAUCUAAACCUAGAAUCGAUCCUAUCAUCAUGAAGUUGGACAGUCCAGAGUUUAAGGCUCUGUUUACACCAGAGCUGAAAUCUCUGGUUAGUAUGUUUGAGAAGUACAACUAUGAAAUACGUAUUGCUGGUGGCGCAGUAAGAGAUUUGCUGAUGGGCAAGGCACCCAAGGACCUCGACUUUGCAACUGUAGCCACUCCAGAUCAGAUGAGAGAAAUGUUUACAAAAGAAGAGGUACGCAUGAUCAACCAGAGAGGUGAAAGUCAUGGUACUAUAACUCCUCGAAUAAAUGACAAGGAAAAUUUUGAAGUAACAACUCUACGGAUAGAUGUUGAAACUGAUGGCAGGCAUGCGAAGGUCGUGUUUACAGAGGACUGGCUCCUUGAUGCUAAUCGCCGUGACCUUACCAUCAAUUCUAUGUUUCUAGGGUUGGAUGGCACUGUGUAUGACUAUUUUAAUGGUUAUGAAGAUCUUAUGAAUAAAAGAGUUUUAUUUGUUGGAAAUGCGGAGGACAGGAUUAGGGAAGACUAUCUGAGGAUACUUCGGUACUUUAGAUUUUUUGGACGGAUAGCAAGUGACCCACAUGAUUAUGAUGCGGAAACCAUUAAUGUAAUAAGUUCUAAUCUUGAAGGGUUAAAUAAAAUAGCAGGAGAAAGGAUCUGGAGUGAGCUUCGACUCAUUAUUUCUGGAAACUCAGGCCCUCUUAUAUUGUGCAAGAUGUUAGAAAUUGGCAUAGCCCCUUACAUAGGUCUCCCCAAAGAACACAAUAUGGAUGAAUUACAUUAUGUAAUAGAUAGAACAAAAGACUUCCAGUUGAACCCUGUCUCUUAUUUGGCAGCAGUUUUGAAUAAUAUGUCUGAGGCAAUAACUCUCAAUUCCCGUCUGAAAUUGUCUGUUUUUGAAAGAGAAUUAGCGUACUUUAUUGUAGCUAAUAGAGGGGAAGAAUUGAGUGAGAAGCCAUUGUUACCAUUUCAAAAGCUGAUGCUGCACACUAAGUUCAAACUGUCUGAUGUUCAACAAUGGUGCGUUGAAACUCUAAGAUAUAAUGGCCGACAUAAGUUGGCUGAGGAAAUGAAGGAAUGGACCAUGCCAAGGCUGCCUGUUACGGGGAAUGAUUUAAAGGACCAUGUCACUCAAACUAAAAAAAUGGCACUGGUUGUGAGAAAAUUGAAAGAUUACUGGGCAGAUAAUGAUUAUAAGCCUGGAACUGAAGAACUUAUUUCAAUUGUGCCUAAAAUUUUAGAAGAGGCUAAUGAUGAUGAAAAUAGGAUUGCAAAGAAGAAAAAAGUAUCUUAAUUCAUACUUCAGAGUUAAGGCACAUCUGUGCAUAUGAUUCUCUUCAUUGAUAUAAAAAUAAAAUUUGUAUGUACAAGU
This is a messenger RNA of Thrips palmi, 1606 nucleotides long. RefSeq names its product CCA tRNA nucleotidyltransferase 1, mitochondrial. Gene Ontology annotation, biological process: RNA processing. Lineage: Eukaryota; Metazoa; Arthropoda; Insecta; Thysanoptera; Thripidae. The coding region runs from base 113 to 1528 and encodes 471 amino acids. The record is from RefSeq and is a predicted model, not a curated record. Gene Ontology annotation, molecular function: nucleotidyltransferase activity; RNA binding. The transcript has 10 exons.